AUGCAUUCAUUCGGUUACAGAGCCAAUGCUUUGCUAACAUUUUCGGUUACGAUUCUCGCCCUUAUGUGCGCGAUUUCCUCUCUAUCUGACUCUCUCAAUUCCCCAUCUCCUUCUGCGCAAGUCCAGGUGUUGAAUAUUAAUUGGUUUCAGAAACAACCAAAGGGCAAUGAUGAGAUCAGUGUGACACUGAAUAUUUCAGCAGAUUUACAAUCUCUGUUCACAUGGAACACAAAACAGGUUUUUGUAUUUUUAGCAGCUGAAUAUGACACGCCAAAGAAUUCCUUGAAUCAGAUAUCCCUGUGGGAUGGUAUCAUUCCGUCUAAAGAGCAUGCCAAGUUUUUGAUUCACACAUCAAAUAAAUACCGUUUCAUCGACCAGGGAGCCAAUCUGCGUGGUAAAGAAUUUAACUUAACUCUGCACUGGCAUGUAAUGCCAAGGACUGGAAAAAUGUUGGUAGAUAAAAUAGUAAUGCCAGGUUACCAAUUACCCAGAGAAUACAGACGAUGA
Molecule: messenger RNA, 507 nt
Organism: Lathyrus sativus (Indian pea)
Lineage: Eukaryota; Viridiplantae; Streptophyta; Magnoliopsida; Fabales; Fabaceae
Source: the annotation of a GenBank genome assembly